AAAUCUUCCAUCUUCAUGUUUUUUUAAUUUUACGUGGUUUACAUCGCCAAACGAGACAAGGAGGCUUUUAUACUGGAAAAAGUCCAAAGUGAAAGUGUGAGCACUUCCUGUUUAGCAUAACCGGCUCAACUGUCAAACAGCAGAAGAGGCUCCUCAUCACCACUUCAAGAUGGCGGUCCAAUUUCUCGCGUCACAGCAGCCAAUGCUGUGUCUCCUCUAACGUGUCCAUGGUUGAGACAGCCAGUCAGGUGGGUUCCGGCAACAUGGAGGCGGAGCUCCGUCAGGUGGAGGAGGAGGUGCAGGUGCUGCUGAGCGGCCGGGGGUCGGAGGUGACGGCGUACGACGACGUGGGUCUGGAGCAGAGCAAGCCCGCCUCGCUGAAGAACAACACCACCUACAUCGUCAGCGCCAUCAUCUUUAACCACAAGGAGGAGGUGCUGAUGGUGCAGGAGGCCAAGAAGGACUGUUACAAGAAGUGGUACCUGCCGGCCGGGAAGGUGAAGAAGGGCGAGAGCCUGCAGGAGGCGCUGCUGAGGGAGGUGAAGGAGGAGGCGGGGGUGGAGUGCGAGCCAAUCACUCUGCUGCUGAUCGAGGAGCAGGGACCGCAGUGGAUCCGCUUUAACUUCCUGGCGGCGGUCACAGGCGGGGACGUCAAGAGUCCGGCGGCGGCCGAUAAGGAGUCUCUCCAGGCCGCCUGGUGGGACCGACGCACGGCCCUCAAACUGCGGGGGCGGGACAUCCUCAGGCCCAUCGAGUGCGGGCUGAAGUACCACCGGGACCCCUGGCACCCCGUCACCUUGCCGACGGACCAGAGCUGCCGUCACACGGUCCAGAGACUGGUCCUGGUCUUCGUCACCUCCGAAGAGCGGGUGUGGCUCCUGCUGGUCAAAGCCCCGAGGCUCCACCUCCCCGUGGUGGCGGCGGUCAAGACGCACGCCGUCAGCUGGGCGGCCGACGCGGUGGUGCGUGACGCCAUGGCGGCGUGUUACUACGAGCACAAGGUGACCACGCUGGGCGUCCUGGGUCUGCAGCACCACGGCCGCCAGCACGCCAUGACGGACGGCGUGUGCUUCAACACGCUGGUGGCGUUGAAGCCCGACCGCGCCAAACGCGACGAGGACGGCGCCGCGCUGCAGCAGCCGCCGCCGCGCCAGCCGCCCGCCGUGGUCAAUCCUCGCUACGUCUGGCAGGAAGUCCUCCAUGCCAGCCUGCGGGGGGAAAUUCUGGAGAAGAUCAGGAAGACGGCCAUCUUGCCGCUGGACAGCCUCUACUGACCCCUGCUGGACGGGCGGCUUUUCCAAGAUGGCUGCUGGUCCAGGGAGGGAGCUCUCCAUCUUUGAUGCCCUUUAGUCCGAGUCCUUUUGGGACCGCGGGACCAAUGUUGGCGCCGCUGGUUCUCUGACCGGAGGAGAUGAGGACCAGGGGGCGGGGCCACACAGCUGGACCAGCAUGUAUCGGACACUUCUGGCUCCCUGGACCACGGGAGUCCAACUCAGACUCAAGUCCGGGUCUGGUCCACCACGUCAUGUGACACAAGCCAUGCCUGCGUCAAUAAAGUCCAUCCAUCCAUCCUUUCUCUACCGCUUGUCCAUUUUGAGGUGGCGGGGGUCGCUGCAUUGGACAAGUCACCACCUCAAGUCUUUGGAAUCUUCUUUUGCUAAAACUUCUUCAAAUGUGCUGGUUUGUCCUCCAGACUCUGCACACUCCAAGUGACAUUUGAAACAUUCUGGCUGACACCUUUUACUUUUUACAGCCCAUUAAUGAAAAUGGAAAAACUGUACCAGUGUUUUUUGACAGUAAAAUUCUAGCGACUGAGAUGCCAGUUUUUACUGUAAAAUUUACAGUCGUUUUUACAGCCCAUUACUGAAAAUGGAAAAACUGUACCAGUGUUUUUUGACUGUAAAAUUCUAGCGACUGAGAUGCCAGUUUUUACUGUAAAAUUUACAGUCGUUUUUACAGCCCAUUACUGAAAAUGGAAAAACUGUACCAGUGUUUUUUGACUGUAAAAUUCUAGCGACUGAGAUGCCAGUUUUUACUGUAAAAUUUACGGUUGUUUUUACAGCCCAUUACUGAAAAUGGAAAAACUGUACCAGUGUUUUUUGACAGUAAAAUUCUGGCAACUGAGAUGCCAGUUUUUACUGUAAAAUUUACGGUUGUUUUUACAGCCCAUUACUGAAAAUGGAAAAACUGUACCAGUGAUUCUUGACAGUAAAAUUCUGGCAACUGAGAUGCCAGUUUUUACUGUAAAAUUUACAGUCAUUUUACAGCCCAUUACUGAAAAUGGAAAAACUGUACCAGUGAUUCUUGACAGUAAAAUUCUGGCAACUGAGAUGCCAGUUUUUACUGUAAAAUUUACAGUCGUAUUUACAGCCCAUUAAUGAAAAUGGAAAAACUGUACCAGUGUUUUUUGACAGUAAAAUUCUGGCGACUGAGGUCCCAGUUUUUACUGUAAAAUUUACAGUCGUUUUUACAGCCCAUUACUAAAAAUGGAAAAACUGUACCAGUGUUUUUUGACAGUAAAAUUCUGGCGACUGAGAUGCCAGUUUUUACUGUAAAAUUUACGGUCGUUUUUACAGCCCAUUAAUGAAAAUGGAAAAACUGUACCAGUGUUUCUUGACAGUAAAAUUCUAGCGACUGAGAUGCCAGUUUUUACUGUAAAAUUUACGGUUGUUUUUACAGCCCAUUAAUGAAAAUGGAAAAACUGUACCAGUGUUUUUUGACAGUAAAAUUCUAGCGACUGAGAUGCCAGUUUUUACUGUAAAAUUUACGGUCGUUUUUACAGCCCAUUAAUGAAAAUGUAAAAACUGUACCAGUGUUUUUUGACAGUAAAAUUCUGGCGACUGAGAUGCCAGUUUUUACUGUAAAAUUGCUAAUGCUAAAAUUCUGGCAACUGGGAAGCCAAUAAAAAUAAAACUGGUACAGUUUUUACAUUUACAGUAAUAAAACAUAAAAACAGCCAUAGAUUUUACAUUGACUACAUUAUUUUUUUUACAGAGAAAAGUGCCAUUUACAGUAAUAUCCAUCCAUCCAUCCAUUUUCUACCACUUGUCCCGUUCAGGGUUCCGUAAUAUGCUGUAAAAAAAAAAAAAAAAUCACUGCAAAUUUGACAGUAAAAUUCUGGCAACUGAGCUGUCAGUGAGAAAAAAAGUUUUUUGUUUUUCCAUGUACAGUAAUACACUGUAAAAACAACAGAUUUUACAUAGAAAAUUUUUUUUUACAAUAAAAAUUUGCUGUAAAAAAACAGCAAAUUUUAAGGUAAAAUCCUGGCGACUGAGAUGCCAGUGAGAAAAAACUUUUUUCCAUUUACAGUAAUACACCGUAAAAACAGAUUUUACGCAAAAAAAAAAUUUUACAGUAAAAAUUUGCUGUACAAAACAGCACAUUUUACGGUAAAAUCCUGGCGACUGAGAUGCCAGUAUUUUAGGGUAAAAUUUAUGGUAGUUUUUACAACAUUUUACUGUAAAUGAUAAAACACUACCACUUUUUUAUGCUAAAAUUCUGGCAACUGAGCAGCCAAUAAAAAUAAAACUGGUACAGUUUUUACAUUUACAGUAAUACACUGUAAAAACAACAGAUUUUACGUAAAAAAAAAAUUAAAAUAAAAUUUUUUUGUUAAACAGCACAUUUUAAGGUAAAAUCCUGGCGACUGAGAUGCUAGUUUUUUCGGGUAAAAUUUACGGUAUUUUUUACAGCAUUUUAUUGUAAAUGAAAAAAACAGUACCACUUUUUUGAUGCUAAAAUUCUGGCAACCGAGCAGCCAAUAAAAAUAAAACUGGUACAGUUUUUACAUUUACAGUAAUAAAACAUAAAGACAGCCAUAGAUUUUACAUUGACUACAUUCUUUUUUUUUACAGAGAAAAGUGCCAUUUACAGUAAUAUCCAUCCAUCCAUUUCUACCGCUUGCCCCGUUCAGGGUUGCGUAAUAUGCUGUAAAAAAAAAAUCACUGCAAAUUUGACAGUAAAAUUCUGGCAACUGAGCUGUCAGUGAGAAAAAAUGUUUUUUGUUUUUCCAUUUACAGUAAUACACUGUAAAAACAACAGAUUUUACGUUGAAAAAAUUUUUUUACAAUGAAAAUUUGCUGUAAAAAAACAGCAAAUUUUAAGGUAAAAUCCUGGCGACUGAGAUGCCAGUGAGAAUUUUUUUUUUCCAUUUACAGUACUACACCGUAAAAACAGAUUUUACGCAAAAAAAAAUUUUUACAGUACAAAUUUGCUGUACAAAACAGCACAUUUUACGGUAAAAUCCUGGCGACUGAGAUGCCAGUAUUUUAGGGUAAAAUUUAUGGUAGUUUUUACAACAUUUUACUGUAAAUGAUAAAACAGUACCACUUUUUUGAUGCUAAAAUUCUGGCAACUGAGCAGCCAAUAAAAAUAAAACUGGUACAGUUUUUACAUUUACAGUAAUACACUGUAAAAACAACAGAUUUUACGUAAAAAAAAAACAAAAACAUUUUUUUUGUUAAACAGCACAUUUUAAGGUAAAAUCCUGGCGACUGAGAUGCCAGUUUUUUCGGGUAAAAUUUACGGUAUUUUUUACAGCAUUUUACUGUAAAUGGAAAAACAGUACCACUUUUUUGAUGCUAAAAUUCUGGCAACUGGGAAGCCAAUAAAAAUAAAACUGGUACAGUUUUUACAUUUACAGUAAUAAAACAUAAAGACAGCCAUAGAUUUUACAUUGACUACAUUUUUUUUUUACAGUGAAAAGUGCCAUUUACAGUAAUAUCCAUCCAUCCAUUUCUACCGCUUGUCCCGUUCAGGGUUGCGUAAUAUGCUGUAAAAAAAAAUCACUGCAAAUUUGACAGUAAAAUUCUGGCAACUGAGCUGUCAGUGAGAAAAAAUGUUUUAUGUUUUUCCAUGUACAGUAAUACACUGUAAAAAUAAGAUUUUACAUUAAAAAAAAUUUUUACAAUGAAAAUUUGCUGUAAAAAAACAGCAAAUUUUAACGUAAAAUCCUGGCCACUGAGAUGCCAGUUUUUUCGGGUAAAUUUUAUGGUAGUUUUUACAGCAUUUUACUGUAAAUGGAAAAACUACCACUUUUUUGAUGCUAAAAUUCUGGCAACUGAGCAGUCAGUAAAAAUAAAACUGGUACAGUUUUUACAUUUACAGUAAUAAAACAUAAAAACAGCCAUUGAUUUUA
Molecule: messenger RNA, 5137 nt
Organism: Nerophis ophidion (straightnose pipefish)
Lineage: Eukaryota; Metazoa; Chordata; Actinopteri; Syngnathiformes; Syngnathidae
Gene: nudt18
Product: nudix (nucleoside diphosphate linked moiety X)-type motif 18
Exons: 7
Coding region: 228-1274 (348 amino acids)
Molecular function (GO): 8-oxo-dGDP phosphatase activity; 8-oxo-GDP phosphatase activity; magnesium ion binding
Source: RefSeq, a predicted model, not a curated record